UCGAUUGAUUGCAUCUACUGCGCGUUCUCUCGAGCAUAUUUCUACAAAUUUCCUUAUUUAUUGUUAAUUUUUCGUUGCACGGCAAUUAACACAAUGCUAUGGCCACAAGUACGUGGUAAUGAAGCUGUUUACAAUUGAAGUGCGCGAUUUCGGCCAACAGAAAGUACGUUACGAACACCCCAAUUGUCCCCGUCCAUUCAUCCAUCCGUCCCAGUCCAGCCAUCGGUCGGUGCCAGGAAUAGCAUAGCCCGCAGCCAUGGACGUUGUUUGUGUAAUUGAUACCGUCGUGGGCGAUCAUCUGGAAGAUCGCAUCUGUGCCCUGGAGGAGGUCAAAAGGGCAGUACAGGCUGCCGGUGCUAACUUUCAGCGUGUGCAGUUUGAGAAAUUGGACUUCGGCGAGACGAAUGUGAUGGAAACAUUCUACAAUGCCGAUGUUGCGGUUAUAGAUUUGAGUGUUUUGGCCCAGCAGCGACCGCUCUCGUAUCACUACGGGGUGCGGGAGAGUUUUGGAAUGAAGGAAAUCAUCUUAAUCUACAACGAUGUGGAAUCCAAACAGACUCUCAGCCUUAAGGUCUCUUGUGGCAAUUACUUGUUUCUCAGCUACAAACUGAAUGCAGAGACCAAUAGCUGCCUUUUGACCAAUCAACCCAACAGCAAAGAUCAACCCGGAGACGGUCGCGUGGGCACACUGCAGUGGCGUCUGCGUCGCAAGCUUCAAGAUGUGGAAAUACAAUCAAAAGCACACAUGCGGGAGAAAUUUCUGAGUGAUAUGCGCACAGCCAGGGAUACGUACGCCACGAAUGGGGCCAAACUGCAGACCAUACUCCAUGAGAUGCGCAAGCGUCUGGACGAUCCGCAUGUGCUCUCCGGCGAAGUGGUGCACAGUUUUAUGUGCUCGCUGCGGGAUGUGCAGGACUACGAUGCCAUGGUGCGGCUGGUCAAUGAUCUGAAAAAUAUACCAAACACCCGCAAGUUUGUGGAGGCGGGAAAUAUGAGUUUCCUCUAUGCCUUUGCCCUGAAUCGCAGAAAUCGAAAGGGAGACAGAGAGAAGGCCCUGGAGUCAUCACUGAAAGCGCUCGAGAAAAAGGAGAACCACUUCCCGGACAUGCUGUGCCUAUGCGGACGCAUCUACAAGGACAUAUUCGUGGAGUCGGACUACACGGACGCCACCAGCCUGGCGCAUGCCAUUAAAUGGUACCGCCAGAGCUUUGAAGUGCAGCCGAACGAGUACGCGGGCAUCAAUCUGGCCACCCUGCUGGUCAUCGAGGGCAAGGAAUUCAGCAACACGGAGGAGCUGCAACACAUUGGCAUGACCCUGAACAAUCUUAUCGGGAAGAAGGGCAGCCUUUCGACGCUCAGUGAAUACUGGGAUGUGGCCACAUUCUUUGAGAUAUCCGUGCUGGCCGAGGACUAUGCGAAGGCCAUUCAGGCGGCCGAGUGCAUGUUCAAGCUGAAGCCCCCGAACUGGUAUCUAAAGUCAACUAUUGGCAACAUUUCGCUGAUCCACAGGUUCCGCAAGAAGCCCGAGGAUCGCAUGCCCACCAUCGAAGAGCAGGUCUUUCAAUUCUGGAUGGAUUUCUUCCUGGAGGCCACAAACACUGAGGAGAUUAAGAACAGCAUACGAUUUCCCAUAUUGAUACUCGAACCACAGAAGAUCUACAUGCCCAGCUAUGUGACCAUCAAUAUGGAUGCGGAUGAGAAAUCCAUUCAGAUUGUCAACAUCUGUCUGGCCCACUCCAAAAACACCUGCAAGAAGCUCCACGACUUCCUCUUUGUUGCCUCGAAAAUCAAAUCUGUGAGCCUGUACAAGCGCGACGAUCGCUGCGCGUAUCUUUAUGUCCAUCACAACUCGGAUGACUUUCAAAUCUACUUUCCGUCGCCCGAGUGCCGGCAAAAGUUUUACGAUUUGAUACUGGAAAUGACGGCCGAUCAGGAGGUGUUUGUUAAUCUCAGCAAUGAUGAUGCACAAAUAGAGUACGAAUACGAUUAUGAUGAGCAGAAUCGCAAGAUGGUCCUGGGCAAGGGCACCUACGGCACGGUGUAUGCCGCCAGGGAUAAGCAAACGCAAGUGCGAAUUGCCAUCAAGGAGGUGCCGGAGAAGAACUCACAGGAUGUGCAGCCACUGCACGAGGAGAUCAAACUGCACUCGCAGCUGCGGCAUCGCAAUAUCGUACAGUAUUUGGGCUCACGCUCGGAGGAUGGUUUCUUCAAGAUCUUCAUGGAGCAGGUGCCGGGCGGCUCACUCUCCGACUUGCUCGAGACCAAAUGGGGUCCGCUCAAGGACAACGAGUCCACCAUGGCCUUCUACUCCAAGCAGAUACUGGAGGGACUCAAGUACCUGCACGAGCAGGAUAUUGUCCAUCGCGACAUCAAGGGCGACAAUGUGCUGGUGAACACGUACAGCGGGGUCGUCAAGAUCUCCGAUUUUGGCACCUCCAAGCGGCUGGCGCGCAUCAAUCCCAUGACAGAGACCUUUACUGGCACCCUCCAAUACAUGGCGCCCGAGGUGAUUGACCAAGGUGUACGUGGCUAUGGCCCAGCGGCAGAUAUCUGGUCCUUUGGCUGCACAAACGUAGAAAUGGCCACCGGCAAACCGCCCUUUAUUGAGUUGGGUUGCGCCCAGGCGGCCAUGUUCAAAGUGGGAUACUACAAGAAGCAUCCAAAUAUACCCGUGGAGCUGUCCACGAAUGCCAAGAAUUUUAUACUGCGUUGCUUUGCGAUCAGCGUGUUGGACAGACCAUCGGCCUCGCAGCUGCUGGAGGAUCCGUUUCUGGCUGACAAACCACGAAAACCGAGACCUGGGUUACCCAUUAAUACCGACUUUGGCAGAAGCAUUUCGGUGCCAGCGGAUCGCCUGAUACACAAGACGACGCCUCCAUUGACCUACAAUACUACCUGCAAUACGCCCACCACACCAGAGUUGGACGUUACUCACACAUCUUCUGUGGAUAUUGAUGAGCUGCCCAGCCUGCUGGAGCGCCGCAACUCUUCUGGAUUCCUGCUCUCUCCCGAGAUUGAACCCUCAACGCCAUCGCUGCGCACUAGCAUCAGUGAGACUAGCGAAACGGAUGGUUUUUAUAGGCUGAAAAAAGACUCGCAGCGACGCACCACUCUAUCGAAAGUCCUCGCUUUGGAUGAGUCCAAGAUCUGCGAUAUUUGGCUUAAGAAGAUCGAUGCAGAUCAGAAUUCGAUUGCCAUACGGAAGAGCGAUCUUGAGGUUCUGAUACGCGGAUUGAGGGACUACAUUAUGAACGAGAAUGAGAAGCAUUUGGAGGCCACGAUCAAUGAGCUGAAGCAGAAGCUAAACAACGAUGCAGUGGCCUUGGAUCAUCUCCAUUUGGCGCUGUACUCCUUUCAGGAUGCAGUCGUCUGUGUCCUGAGGUAUCACUGCAUCAAGCCGCAUUGGAUGUUCGCCUUGGAUAAUCUCGUGAAGCGCGCCGUGCAGGCAGCCGUCACCAUCUUCUCGCCGGAGCUGGGGGCCAAUCUGGCGGACAAGGAUCUCUCUGGGAAUGAUGAUGAGAGCGUGCAGACGUCACCGCUGCAGCAUGCGGGCUCCUCGGACAGUCAGGAGAGGCAGCAGUGCCUGGAGAAGGUCCUACCCUUGAGCAGUUCUGGCGGCGUGCUGCCCUCGGACACUGGCUACGAUGGGGCACUCCACAGCUCUGUGGAGUCUGUGCGCAUACUGCGCGACAUUCGUGAGAAUCAGCUCAAGCUGCAGCGCCAGAUGAUGGAGCAAGAGCGCCAGAACAUGCGGGCAUUGCACAACAUAAGCCAGGAGCUAGCCCAUAUCUACAUGGGUGGCAGGAAGAGAUUAAGACUCUCCUUCCGUAGACGCACCAUCAAUGGAUUCAACAAAAAGUGCCAUAGAAUGAGUCCCAGUGCAGCGGCAGUGGGCGGGGGAGCAGGCAGCGCACGUCCAGCAGUGUCUGGCAAUGCCAGACGGCAGCUAAACAAGCACAACUUUGGUCUGCACGAGAUAGACGAGCAGUUGGAGCAGUGGCUAACGCAACAGGACAUUGAUGAGUUCUCAAAGACACUCAUACUGAAUGAGGGCUUUACCUUUGAGGAUUUCAUCUACAACAUGGAAAAGCUCGAUCUCAUGCGUUUGGGAUUGCGCGUUGGCAUUGAGGUGCGUUUGUGGAAGCUCAUCAUUCAGGAGCGUGUCUGCACUUCAUCCGAUUGUCUGGAUAGUCCGCCCAGCACCUACCACAAGCCCAUUGGUGGUGGUAGUGGUGGCUCCUCCCUGAACAACAAUACCCUGGCAUCGCCCACAACCACGACACCAUGCACACCGGGCACCACAGGCGGCAUCAAGACGAAGAUCAAAAAGAGCGAAAGCGAAUACGAUUCCUGCAGCGAGUGAACCGGAUCAGCCCGUCGUCGCCGCCGCCGAACUAAAGCAAUGCCUUAAUUAAUUGUUAAUUUGUAUGUCUCAUGUGCUACUAACAGCUGUUUGAAUGCCCCCCAUUUACAGGGUAUGCAGCAGUCACCUUAAUGGCACACAUUCUUCUCUCUCUCUCUUUUUUGGGGAAUGUCCUCAGGGUGUCCUCCCCUGCUUUUGUGCCUUUCCCUGCCCCCAACCCACCCUCACAUGCAUGUUAAUUUAUCAAACAACAAAAUGGAAUUUAAGUGCCUUAAUUUAAAACAAUAACAAAAAUUAAAAU
This is a messenger RNA of Drosophila guanche, 4664 nucleotides long. It is a transcript of the gene Ask1, whose product is annotated as mitogen-activated protein kinase kinase kinase 15. Gene Ontology annotation, molecular function: ATP binding; protein kinase activity. Gene Ontology annotation, biological process: MAPK cascade; protein phosphorylation. The transcript has 10 exons. The record is from RefSeq and is a predicted model, not a curated record. Bases 257 to 4363 code for a protein of 1368 amino acids. NCBI's taxonomy places the organism in Eukaryota, Metazoa, Arthropoda, Insecta, Diptera, Drosophilidae.